CCACAAACUAUUCCCCCAGGGGUAUGUUCUGUGCUUCUAACCUAUCGUCAGUUCACGCCUAACCUAGCUAAUAAAAUAAUUUUAAAUGAAAAAAUGAUUAAAUUAAAGCAGUGUUUGUCCUUAGGCUCAAACUGCUUGAAACACAGCUACAGGCGGCGCGUGCCGCAAACUAGGGCUUUUUCAUCACAAAAAGGGGAUAUUGAUUGCGAUGAUGCCCCAAUAAAAUACUCGACCAGCAAGGCAAAAGACUGGAAAGCCAAAGUGUCCCGAGCAGGCGUCGAGGAUUCGAGACUGUGGUAUGAGCCCUACGUAAUUCUGGCCAGCCUUGCAGUUUUUCUCUUGUACUUUUGCGUGAUACGCGAAGAGAAUGACGUUGACAAAGAGUUGGAUCGGUCUUUGUACUCUAGAAUAGAAGGUUUAGAGGAAGUACAGCUAAGAAUGACACUGAAAUAUAAUAUAGAUAAUGGUCUUGCAACAAAAGACAUCGUCAAGAGGCUGAAUGAGAUUGAAAAAGAAAAAGCAAGGAUAUAGUGAGAUGAAUGCCAAUAGAUUACUGUAGUAAUA
Dendroctonus ponderosae (mountain pine beetle) is the source of this 564-nucleotide messenger RNA. RefSeq lists its product as uncharacterized. Lineage: Eukaryota; Metazoa; Arthropoda; Insecta; Coleoptera; Curculionidae. The transcript is spliced from 2 exons. The record is from RefSeq and is a predicted model, not a curated record. Bases 94 to 531 code for a protein of 145 amino acids.